Molecule: messenger RNA, 1922 nt
Organism: Athalia rosae (coleseed sawfly)
Lineage: Eukaryota; Metazoa; Arthropoda; Insecta; Hymenoptera; Athaliidae
Gene: D2hgdh
Product: D-2-hydroxyglutarate dehydrogenase, mitochondrial
Exons: 8
Coding region: 164-1750 (528 amino acids)
Cellular component (GO): mitochondrion
Molecular function (GO): FAD binding; catalytic activity
Source: RefSeq, a predicted model, not a curated record
CAGUCCAGAUAAUGGUUUAUCAGACUUCAAACUCAUAUCUAUAUUCCAUGACUAGAAGGUAAAAUUAUCAUUGUUUGUGCGGUGUUGCAAAGAGGUAUCAUCAUCCAUUUGCUUUUUUCAGUGGGCAUUACAUUUCGACUACUGAUUGUGAGGCUGAACAGCAAUGUUGGGAAAUGUUAAAAAUGUCUUGUGCCGGGUGCAGCAUGGGACUCGAAAAGGAGGCCUAGACUCCAUCAGGUUGACGGAGGCAAAAACAAUGUUCUUUGCUAUGGAUCAUAGUCGUGCCAUUUCGCAGAAGCCGGAACCGACCGCUGUUAGGUACAAAGUAACACGUGGUCCAUACGCGACGGUAACCGACAGCCAUCUACAGUUCCUUGAGAAUCUUCUUGGCAAAGAGAGACUCCUCACCGAUCCCGACGAAUGCGAGAGUUACAACGUCGAUUGGGCUAGAAUGGUCAGAGGAUGCAGUCGAGUUGUCGUAAAACCAAAGACUACGGAGGAAGUUUCAGCAAUAUUGCAGUACUGCAAUGAGAACCGACUGGCGGUAUGCCCUCAGGGUGGAAACACAGGACUCGUUGGCGGCAGUGUUCCUGUCUUUGAUGAAAUUGUACUUUCCACCAGUCUUAUGAACAAAAUCAUAGAUCUUGAUGAAACAUCAAGUACCGUAGUUUGUGAAGCCGGCUGUAUUCUGGAAACAUUGGAUACUCAUUUGGUAGAGACUGCUAAUAUGAUGAUGCCACUCGAUCUGGGAGCUAAAGGUAGUUGCCAGAUUGGCGGCUGCAUUUCUACCAACGCAGGUGGUAUUCGACUUCUGCGUUAUGGAAAUCUACACGGGAAUGUAUUGGGACUUGAAGCAGUAAAGGCGAAUGGGGAAAUAGUGGAUUGUCUGAACACUUUGAAGAAAGACAACACUGGAUACCAUCUGAAACACUUGUUUAUCGGGUCUGAAGGAACAUUGGGAAUCGUGACCAAAGUAGCCAUACAAUGUCCGCCCGUUCCAAAGUCGCUGAGUGUGGCUUUGCUUGGCUUGACCAGCUUUGAUGAUGUAUUAAAGACAUAUCGUUUGGCAAAAACAGAAUUAGCUGAGAUUUUAUCUUCCUGUGAAAUGAUGGACCGUUCCGCUAUGGCGGUUUGCACGGAUAAUCUAGGAAUGAAAAAUCCUUUAGCUGUGGAUAACGACGGCUAUGAAUUUUAUCUGCUAAUUGAAAUAUCAGGAAGCCAUGCCGGCCACGAUGCAGAAAAACUUAACACAUUCCUAGAAAAAGCCAUGGAACAAGAAUUAGUACAAAAUGGUACGGUUGCGACUGAACCAACGAAAAUCAAAAAUAUUUGGAGCUUGAGAGACAGCAUUAGUAAUGGUAUUCUUCUGGAUGGUUAUCCCUAUAAAUAUGAUGUUUCAUUACGACUGUCAGACUAUUACCAAACAGUUGAAGCUCUUCGGAAACAUUUGACAGACCCUCGUAUCAAACGAGUUUCUGGAUAUGGCCAUAUUGGGGAUGGAAAUUUGCAUGUGCAAGUGACGACAUCCGAAUACAUUGAGGAAGUAGCACAGCAGAUCGAGCCAUUCAUUUUCGAAUAUGUUUCGAAUUUAAAGGGAAGCGUGAGUGCAGAGCAUGGAAUUGGAUUUAAAAAAACAAAGUUUUUACACCUCAGCAAAAACCCAUCAGCCAUAAAGUUAAUGUAUGAACUCAAACAGUUGAUGGAUCCUAAUGGAAUUCUGAAUCCAUACAAGGUCUUACCUACUUUAUAAUUUUCCGAACAUGCGAGUUUUACCCGGCCGGGAAAUUUCCUCCAUGCCUAUUGUAUAUAUUUCAACAUAAUCCCAAAAUUAAAAGCUUGAUAAUACUAUAAUUUUGUUGUGAUGUGUACAUAUGAUUUUGUGUUGCAUUGUGAAAUAUUAAAACGAUUGAAUUCAGCAAUUA